AUGACAGCUGUCAGUACGUUCGGAUAUUGUCUAUGCAUUACUUUUGUGUUCACGGAGGUUGCUUCAUGGACGACCGAUUUGGAAGAAGUGAGGAGAUAUUUUGAUCAUCAAAAGCAACACGACGACUAUCAUCACCAUUUGAAUGGCUAUAAUGACGAUAAUUAUGAAGACUACGAUGGUAUGGAAGGGCAGCAUGGCAGGCAAUACGCUGAGGAUUAUGGAUACGAGACUUAUAUGGAAGGGAAGGUGCACGGGAUCAUUCGCAAAGGCACUAAGUACUUGGAAGGUUUGAAGUUGGCGAUGGAGAAAUAUAAGCAGACGAUAGAGAAUUGCAGUAGGAUCGACUUCACAGCGUUUGACGAGAAUAUCAAUACGACCGUCGUGCCUGGACUGAAAUGGAACGACACGUCACAGUCGCUUCCUUCAAACUCAAGCUGGGUACCCGGCCUAAAUACAAACCCUGCUUUGCUGCAAAUACUGAAUUCCAGUGCAUCCGCGAUAGGAGAUUUAAACCGGAACUCAGCAGAAGGGAAUUCUAACACAACGUGGCGAUCGGCGUUGGAGGCACCGAUUAGAAAUCUGACAGAGAUGGAAACUGAAAGGAUUAAAUGUGAAAAAGCUACCAAGGAGACAGAACACGUUAGGAGGCUGGCUGAUCUCGCGUUGUGGACUACGAGAGAGUUGCAGGAUCGGGCGAUGAGCGGGAUACCUUACCCCGGUCAUCCAGGCCACGACGACGAGGAUAAGGAACUGCUCAUACGAUUGGCGUGGUUCCUGGAUCGGCUUGCCCAGAUUACUGGGUAUGAACCGGACGUGAGCGAUUUUGUUGUUGUCCCUGAGACAACGACCAGUACGACACCAGCGCCGCUAAAUCCGUUGGCGCUGCCAAUCCCUGAAGACGUCAAGCGUCAAAUGAUGAGCUGCAUCCAGCGGAACUCGAGUGCGCCAGCCACGGAGCGCUGCGCCAUCCCGGUCCAACUGCCCCCACUGCUCAGGAUGGUGCUUAACCUUACAGAAGACAACGCCACGGUAACUGUAAACUCCUCUACACAGACGGUUUUAGAUGCCAGUAGUGAAGUGCCAACAGAUCCAUCCACGUUACCAGAUAUAUCAACUAUUCCACCCCCAGAAGAACCCAGUGUCCAACCUUCGAACACAUUAGAAAAAUUGUGGUCUGAUGAAAAUAAAAAGCUGUCAAAAUUCCCGCCUUCGGAGGCCGUCAAAUCCAUUCAGAAACGCUCCGCCAAUGACCCAUUGUUGAAAGUAAUGAAAUAUUAUGUCAAAGAUAAGCUCUUUGAUGGAUCUAAUCCUAAAGAGAGUAAAACUGAGAGAAAUAAAGAGAAUUUCUAUAUUGAUAAUAAUAUAAACAAACCGAAAUCAAUUCAAAAACGUUCUAAUUUUGUUAAAAGGGCAAUAUUGUUGCACAUUCCAAAAGAAACGCAUAAAGAUAUCAGUCCGUACGUAAACCACAAAUCCGGUGUUUAUUACAACACAGAUAAAUCCCUUAAAGAACAAAUAAAAACUUAUACAACGAAAAUGCGUGAAAGCGAUACAUUUACAAUAAAAAAUAAUAUAAGAAAAUCGAAGAAAUCUUUGAAAUCGAUACAAAAAAGGUCGAUUAAUUAUAAAAAUAAGAUAACUGUUCGUGAACCGGAAGAUCCGACGCAAGAUAUUAGUUAUUAUGUUAAGAACAAGCCAGGCACGAAUAUUAAACCAUCUGUGGCGGGGGCAAUUGAAGCAAGGUUAGGCUUGGAAAGAAUUUUCCAGACUGGCAACAUCGAAGUAGUGAGAAGAUAUGGCUCUAAUUACAACCCUUUGAUUCCAUCGCCGUUCUAUUUCGGCGUUAUUAAAACUAUUUCGGAUGUUUAA
Molecule: messenger RNA, 1869 nt
Organism: Parnassius mnemosyne (clouded apollo)
Lineage: Eukaryota; Metazoa; Arthropoda; Insecta; Lepidoptera; Papilionidae
Source: the annotation of a GenBank genome assembly